AUGGCUUCAUGGCGAGAGCCUCUACGUUUUCUAAUUCUAAUUGUUUCGUUAGCCGUUUGUCUUAACAUUAUUGCAGUGAAAGGAGAAGGAAAACUUGCCUGUGUAGUUCAAAAUACCGAUGACAAAACUCUUCAGGUAAAACUUGGAUGUGACUCGUCGGAGCCGCGCGCAGUAGCUUGGGGGAAAUUUCGGGACGAAAUUCAUUCUACUGGGUAAGUGCUGAAGGAAAUAAAAGCAAUUAUGAGUCAAUAAUGCUAUUAAAAAUAAUACUGCUCUAGUUUUAAAUCUCACGUAUCGCAUUAAAGUAAAUUGUAAGACUACAUUUUUUGAAAAGAAGAGGCAGUUAUACAGCUUAUGUAAUUUACUGACUCUCUCGUGACUCUAAUUAUAUGUGAGGAGGAAAUGGUUAAAACAAUCGUGGACACAAGUGGUUGUUGGAAGAUUUGUGAAAAUUAUUCUUUAAUGCUUAUUAUUUCUUAUUUAAAAUAACUGCAUAUAUCGCAGACCAAAUGUGCAAGUUUCCAGCAGAUUAUACAACAUUCAACUUUGGAAUGGGGUCAGUGUAGGCGACCCCCAAGUCCCGCCCUAAUUGUUCUCGGAAGUCCCGUGUUCAAGUGCGCUUUCCAUUCGGCAAAAAUUCCGGUUUGAAAUUUCACGUGCCCAGUGUAACAGUACAUUCUGGUUGCACAGACUCGAUCCAACUGAGCCACUGCACGUUUGGUAAAAUAAUUGUUCUUGCAAGCAGGAGACAAAAGAGUGGUACUGGGGACAACAAUUUUCUCAAAUGGGAAGGUACAUUUUGGUCCAACCUACUGAAAUGGCUAAACUGGUCAAAGAGGACCAUCAUCAAAGCUGGUCCUGAAUAUUCUGGUCAGAUCAAACUGAAAUGAUCCUUUCCAUUUGAUAACAUACCAACCAAAAUUAUUCUGAAAUUUUGGGUUGAGUGGAAAGCGCCACAAAUCCUUGAUCACGCUUGUAAAUAAUCCCUUGUGCUAAAUAACACUCAAAGUGCAUUUAUUUUGUAAUAAUAUCAUAAUUUUUGUGAUAGAUGGUCAUUCCUUGAGGUUCACUCAAAUGGCUCGUAUCCAGAUAUGACUCAGGCAGUGGCAGUGGGAAUGACUGAGGGAUUUCUAACUGGAGAAUUGAUUUACAAAGCUUAUCAAAACACCCUGGCUGGUUACUGUGAUUCUGAGCCAGAAUUCUGCAUGAAGCUUGGCAGGUUUCUUGCUGAAAAUGAAAAAUGGAUGAUGGCACAAAUUACUAGUAACCCUGGUGACAAAUAUUGGUACCAGGUCAGUUAAAGUGCAUACAGCUUUAUGAGCAGGGUUAAAACAUGAGUUGCAGCUAAAUGGUUAAAUAGACUUUAAUCAGUACAAACUGUCAGUUUAUUUACUGAUAACUUAGAAUAUCUGAUGUAGCCCUAAUUACUAAUACACUAAUAUUGAGAUUGGGGCUACUUUGGGCAAGAAAAAAGAGAGAUUUAGAGUCACGUUUACAGCAAAUAAAGGGCAACUUUCAUAUCCAAUUUUAAUAUUUUUAUGAAUACAAAUGUUAGAUAAAAAUAAUUUGUGGAAACUGUGAGGUAUGGUUUAACAAUUAAAGUCGCUAUCAGCUCCAUCCCUAAAUGCUCUUAUAAAUAGAAAAAGCAAAUAAACAUACAUGUAUCUACAUGCAUAGAUUCAAUUAACUGAAGAUAUAUAUUUUAAACACUGCACUGCCAACCUUCUGAAUCAGUUUUAUGGAUUGACUUUUAUAGUGUCGUAAUCAUUGACCCGCUGUAGCAGCAAGUAAACCAAACUGUUAGCCCUCAAUCAAUCGAUACCUUAUUUAAGUGUCAAACUAACCUAGCAGGAACCAAUAAAUGGGGACACUAUAAAUUAAAAUAAGCAGCUAAUUUGUAGGAAUUUGUAUCAUAUGCAUUAUUGACUAGAGACCAAAGUGUAAAAUUUAUAAGAUUAUUAACAUGUGUAUAAUUGCUGAAUUUAAAAAAAAAACUGUUCAAAAGUAAAAAUGGUAGUGUGUUCAUAAGAACAUAACAACUCAUAGGAACUUAAGCCCUGAACUUGUCAGCGUUAUUGCAUCAGUGUAACUUCAAUAUAAAAUACACUAUGUUGGGCUAAUGUCAGGUUUAAUUCAUGUUAUUAGGUGAAGCUUAUUCUUGCACAGUCUGAAGGCCUCAAAAAGGGUUAUGCAGCAAAUGCAAGCCUUCCCUCUAUUUUGGAUUUUGCAUUCCUGUAAGUUAUGACAUAUGAUGAUUGCAAAGAUGAUUGUAUUAGUUAAACUGAUCCAAGAAUGAUAUAUGUCGCCUGAAGUAAGAGAAAAAAGAGAAAGAUUUUUCUGGAGAGAAGUCUAAAAUAUCUAUAAAUUUUAUAGUAAUGAUUAUUAUUUAUAACAAAUGCAGUUAACUCUUGCCUUGUGGACACCUUGCUAAUAUGGACACUGCACUAAUGUGGACAGCAGCGAAAUACUGGGAAAAAUCAAAUUACAGGUGUUUGACUUUAUAAACUCCUGCUAUUACAGACUCUUGCUAAUGAGGACACUAAUUAACUUGAGGUCCCUUUAAAGUGUCUACAAGAAAGGCUAUAAAGAAGUUGACUGUAGUAACUACAGUCAACUCCUUUAUUAUUAUGAAAUAAACUGUUUAUUUUUAACAAUGAUUAAUAUUUAUAAGUUAUUGUUUUUGAUGAAGUGGCAAAUUGAAAUAUAUUUUACCACAUAAAAUGAUAGAGUAUUUUUGAAAGUUUUGUUUUGGGCACAAUAAACAUAAACUAAAUAAAUGCAGGCUACUGAUUCACUGAUUUCUCUUUUCUGUUUUCUUUGUUUUUAACAGAUUGAUGCAGGCAGCUUUGGACAUACCAGCAUUGGAGCAGGUGUUAGGAAAAAAGAACAUACAUCAUAUGAUUGGUUCAGGCCACUGUUCUGCUCUAAUCAAACUGUUGCCAGGCAACAAAGACCUGUUCAUUUCUCACGUUACGUGGGAUUCAUAUUCAGGAAUGCUGAGGGUGUUUAAGCUUUAUGAUAUUCCAGUCAGUGUGAGUGGAGAUAAAGGUAAGUCACAUCACCAAAAAGCUGGCCUUUUUACCAGAAACUACCCUCUCCUCCGUGCUGACUGCAAGUGGGCUUCAAUGAGAAUCAUACAUAUACAGUCAAAACUUUCCCACCAUAAUUCAACGGACUCCUCUCUAUUACAAACAAUUCUGUUGGUCCCUUUGAUUUCUUAAGUCUCACAUUACUGUUAAACACUCCACAAGCAUAAGCUGUAAACAAUGUUUAUUACAAGAACAAACUACAUACUGUCCAAAUAUUACAUCAGCUACAACACAUGGUUCGUCCUCACUUUUCCUGGCAAUCCUCAUGGUAUAGACACACUCAUGUCAUGCACCACUCACAUGGGUGUCACACGUCACUCUACAUUGUCUUACACUAGCUGUAUCUCUUGUCCUUAAUGUAAAGGUUUGGCUGUUUAAUAAUGACUUGUAUUUAGCAUUCUCUGCAAUCAUUUUUCCAGUUCCCUGAGAAAUUUGUUGUGCCCUCUUUUUAACAUAGUAUUUUUAUAUACAUGUACGUUUUGACUAUGAUACCAGCUCCCUAGGAAGUAAUAGUUAAAUUAUUGAUAUAGUUUCCUGUGUUCCUACAUGAGUUGAAUGAAUUUUUCUCACUUUUUGGGUUUAAUGACAAUGAUAGUGAUAAUAAUAAUUUGAUGAUGAUGAUGAUAAUAAUAAUAACAAUAAUAAUAAUAAUAGUAGUAAUGAUAAUAAUAAUGAUAAUUAAUAAUAAUUUUGUAAUAAAUAAAUAUAAUAAUAGUAAUAUUAAAAGUAAUACAUGUAGUUAGAUACAUGUACUUUAGUCCAACUCUGUCUGUAACAAGACUUUAUACGUCUACAAUGUAGUUAAUUAAAACCUGAUUCUGCUAUUUGAGUUUUAUAAUUGCUGGUUAAUAUUUUAGGAGACAUCAUUGCAGGAAGAAAGCAAAGUUUUUCCUCAUACCCAGCCAGUAUGACUAGUAGUGAUGACUUCUACAUGUUGAGCAGUGGAAUGGUUAGUGGAACAAAAAAUUGUUUUUUUUUUUUUAUUCUCGAUGAUUAUGUACUAUUAUUAUUUUUGGCAGGAUGUACUCAUGUUUGUUAUUCUACCCGCAUCGUCAGUCCAAAACGGUAGAGACAGCUUAAGGGGUCUUUGCUCCUCCCUCACUCAGACCCCCUAGUGCUAUGGCCUCAAAACAGACCAUUUGCUAAACAAUUCAUGAGAAGAAAACACAUACCACCGGUAGUAAGGGGCUUCGUCACGAGGGUAUGCACUGUUUUUGGCCAAUUCUGUACUGAAGGCAUUACAUUCUGUGUCGGAUCCAGACCUUCCGAUAGGGUAAGGGGGCAAUCAUCCAGACCCUGAGAUAACAAAGGGCCUGGUCUCAAAAAACAUUUUUUUUCGACCCUUUGGGCAUCAGUUUGGUCUAAAAAUAAGGGGGGCCCAGGCCCCCUCCCUUUGAUCUGCCACUGACAUGUACUUAAUUCCUUUACACACACAGUUAUGAGUUAUGAACAAGAUAUCAAACAACUUUCAUCAGAGAGCAGUAACAAUAAUUUAUUUCUUGGUGAUUUUUGCAGGUAUAACAUUAAAACUUCAUGGCUGUCACUAUGGGCCAUGGGGGGGGGGGGGAUUUUCCCUGACUACCAUGAUGAUGACCGCCGGCUAUUUUCAUAGGAAACAAAAUGAAAAUGAGACCAAAAGAACACCUUUCCCCACCUGCAUACUGUGCUAAAUUGCAAAUAUGCAUAAACUUGCCAUCAUUGGCAACAUAUGACAGGAAACCAUUUCAGUGCCUAAAUUUAGUCUUAAUAACAGAACAUUAAAUAAUAUCCAUGUAGCAGUGAUAAUUAGUUUGAUAAGAAAAGAGGGAUGAAGCAGACAAAGACAAUGAUGAGUAAUGUUUCAAUAGUUAACAUUUACAUUAACUGUAUGCCUUGAAAAGGUUCUACAGUUUUGUUUUUUCUUAUUUGUUGUUUGCAUAACAGGUAUCUCAGGAAACCACUAUUGGAAAUAGUAACCCAGACCUGUGGAAAUAUGUUACAGAAACCGGUAUUGUACUAGAAUGGAUUCGUUCUAUUGUGGCCAACCGAUUAGCAAGUACCUCGGGAGAGUGGGCCUACUUAUUUUCAAAAUACAACAGUGGAACGUAAGUUAUAGGCCAUCUGAAAGAACUACAUGUAUUCUUUGUUAAAUACCUCUUUCCUGUAAGCUACGUUAGACCUUUUUCGACAGUGGUUUGGUAGUUUUUAGAACGUCAACCAGAUCAAGAGAAAAUUAGUUAUCUCAUUUCCUCUUGCCAGCUACAUGUACAAUUAUUCAAAUAAUAAAUGAGUCGGUCAAUAGGUAAAUCAAAAAAUCAGAAUUGAGAAAUAUAAGAGGAACAAAGAUUAAAACACUUUACAUGUAAUACUGCAAAUGAUACAUGUAGCAGUAGUCAUGGUUUGCUGACAUUUUGUAAAUGAAUAGUCAUUUGCGUAAGUUGUUGUAAGGGAAUUUAUAGCACUAAACCAGUGUUGCCAUUCACAUUUGUUGUAUUAUUGGUCAGUUAACGCUGGGUUUAAUACAGUUGCUUACGACCACUCUUGAAAGUGACCAGCUUUAGUUAUGAGCAGCACUGUGAAACCCGUUUGAAGUAUGACUUAAGCUCUGAAUUGAGAAGAAAUAAUUUCUUUUCAAGAAAAGCUUAUUUUUCCGCGCGUCAUCAGCAGUUAUCAGGGAGGCUACGGCAACGAUAACGGCUAAAAAGCAAUGAGUUUAGAUUAGCAAAACAAAAUCUGUACACGUGUGUCACGCUUUUUUGUACAUUUCUUUGCUGUCGUUGCAUGACAACAACGUGAAACUUCCUAUUUUCACGUUUUGCGGAGGACAUGAACACUGACAAAAAAAUUAUUUUCUUUUUGUUUUCCUGAACUUCGAUGCAGUCCUUUAGAAUUUAACUCCAGAAAAAUUCGCCUUUUUUGUCGAUUGAACGAGAUGGAAUUUUACUCGCGAUAAAGUUUGAAGCAGCUAGCUCGUUUUCUCUUCUUAAGUGACGUUAUUGUUAAAUGUAGGCGUCGCCGUCGUCGAUGCUUAAGCUUCCUGUUAUUCUCCUUUGCUGCUUAUGCUGCGAAAAGUUGAAAAGAGGCUCUCCUUUUAUAUUCGUACUCUUUAAGUAAGUGAAGUAGAAGGAAGGGCGCUCAUUUGCAAAAUGUUGUUUGGCUAGCGGGGGGCGGGGUGGUGGUAAGGGGAAAGGGAGGGUUGGUUUGAUGCAUGUAGACUCUUCAUGUAUUUUCAAUUUAUUAUUUUCGUCAAUUUUUUUUGUUGUUGUGUUCUUUCUUUUUAUUUUUUCAAAUCAAUCGACACCUGUAUCUGCUGCUGCCCCUUAACUUGUGGUACUUCAUGUGAUGAAAACGUUUUUCUGGAACAGCUACAACAAUCAGGUGUGUGCCACUUUCGACGUUAGUGUGCUUGGAGUAGUUCUCUUUCUAGAGAACUACUUUCUUUCAGUUUAGACUGGAGCGAGCGAUGGCGGACGGACGUGUGUAUGCGAGCUCUGAAGCCGUAAGCGUCGAGCAACGUGAAUUCUCCUCCGAACAAGAUAUUCCAGACCCUGCAACAUAUGUCUCUUCUCUUAAGACGGACGAGUUAAAAGCAGAACUGAUCAAGCGUGGACUCAAACGAAGUGGAAAUAAAAGCGUACUGAUCGAUCGACUACGAGCCGCCAUUCAAUCUCAAGACCAAGGCGAAGAGCCGAUUGAGAGGAGCAGCUCGAACGCUGACAUGGAUGAACGUUUAACGGCCCGGUCUUGUUCUAAUAACAAGCUCAUAUUUGAAGAUUUUAUUCUUUUAUUGAAGCUAAAGUCAAAGAACUCUGCCGCUUUGAAAUUGAGAAUCUUAAAUCCGACGCGAGUUCGUCUUAUGCAAAUGAGCUGGUCAUAUCACUGCAGAAUGAGAUCAAAGAUCUUCAAGACAAAUUGCAGGAGUUGGAGUCCCAUCACACCAUUUUGA
Porites lobata is the source of this 7014-nucleotide messenger RNA. The record is from the annotation of a GenBank genome assembly. NCBI's taxonomy places the organism in Eukaryota, Metazoa, Cnidaria, Anthozoa, Scleractinia, Poritidae.